AUGUCUUCAGAUAAUAGAGUUCUAACAGAACGCAGAGAGAGACAAAAAGAAAUAAAUAGAGAAAGAGAAAAGGACAGACGAAAAAAUGAAACAAAAGAACAAAGAGAAAGAAGACUUAAAACCAACAGAGAAAGACAACAAAUAAGAAGAAUGUCGGAAACAGCAGAACAACAAGAGAGGAUACGCAGGAAAAAUAGGGAGAGAGCACGAGUCAGACGAUUGCUGGAAAGAGAAGAGAGCGAGAUACCACAGACUAAUAGACCAGGAAGAGAAAAUAUACGAAACACACAGGAGCAGAGUGAAGGACCACAGACUAAUAGACCAGAAAGGGGAGAUAGGUGGAAUACAUACGAGCAUAAUUUAUUUUAUAGAAAUGUCAAUAUAUUUAAUUUUUGA
Messenger RNA from Centruroides sculpturatus (bark scorpion), 396 nucleotides. RefSeq names its product RNA-binding protein 25-like. Bases 1 to 396 code for a protein of 131 amino acids. The transcript is spliced from 2 exons. Lineage: Eukaryota; Metazoa; Arthropoda; Arachnida; Scorpiones; Buthidae. The record is from RefSeq and is a predicted model, not a curated record.